UUGAAAGGCACUUCAGGUGACUACAAUGAUUACGAUGAUGUCACUAUCCCUCCCAACCUUACGGAUUUGCUAGCGAAUUUGCCUGACGACUUAAGUCCAGAAACGCUUCAGAAGAUGUUUAGGGAUUCUGUCGACGAUCGCAAGGCUCUCCUCGAAGGUUUUGAACUGUUGAAGAAACAGCUAAAGGUAAUGAUCAUGCACAACACAUAUUGA
Strongylus vulgaris is the source of this 213-nucleotide messenger RNA. Lineage: Eukaryota; Metazoa; Nematoda; Chromadorea; Rhabditida; Strongylidae. The record is from the annotation of a GenBank genome assembly.